Poecilia latipinna (sailfin molly) is the source of this 2236-nucleotide messenger RNA. RefSeq names its product myb-like protein X. The transcript is spliced from 9 exons. Lineage: Eukaryota; Metazoa; Chordata; Actinopteri; Cyprinodontiformes; Poeciliidae. The coding region runs from base 467 to 1972 and encodes 501 amino acids. The record is from RefSeq and is a predicted model, not a curated record.
AGCAGAAAAGGAGCUGAACCAGCUCAUCUACCGCCAUUUGAAGGAGCAUGGUUUCCUUUCAGCUGCAGAGGAGCUUCAGAGGCACAGCCCACAGGGGGACUCAAACCCAUCAGUCUCUUUAUUAGACAUCUACAAAUCAUGGUUAAAGGAUUCAAAAAAGAAAAGGCGUCGGAAAUCAGAAAAAUGCUCGAAAUCAGGAGAAGGAAAGACUCCCUCUAAAGCCAAGGCUGCCUCACCAAGGAAGAAGACGGAUAAACCAGCUAAAAUCCCAGCUUCACCAAAGAAGUCUGUUCCAGCAAAAAGAAAAAAAAGCGACGAAAAGCCAAGUCAAAGUGUUAAAGCAAAGAAAUCUAAGCCUAACCCAACGGAGAAAGCCGCCAGUGACGGAUCAGACUCUGACAGCAGUCUGGACAUAGAGAAGUGGAAGAAAGUACUGGACCAGUUGACAGAGGCCGACAUUGCCAAGAUGGAGACCAUCAACGCUCUGACCUCUGAAUCGCAACCCAAGAAAAAGAGAGCCAGAAAGCCGCAAGCCAAACCUCUGUCCAAAGCCGACGCUCCCGUCCAGCAGAAUGGUGAGACAACUGGACAGGAUGAACAGGGCAAUGAGAAAGUUGAGACACAAACGCCGACAAAGAAGAACGCAGCAAAAAGGAGCAAGAAAGAAAAUCCAGAGCCGGUGUCCUCCCCGAGCAAGCGGAGUCCAAAUAAAAGAGUAAAAAGUGAAGAGGACAAGCAGGUUUCAUCCGAACUUCCUGAGAAAGAUGAAAAACAAACACAAUUACAAGAAACAUCGGUCCCUGUGAAUGCCAAAGAUGAAAUGGCACAUGAAACCAAGAAAAAGAAGAAGAAGAAAAAGAAAGAAAAGGAGGAAAAUGGAGACCGGACAGAGAGGAGUGAAAAUGAGACAAAUAGUGAUGGAAAAGACAGGACACAAAAGAAGAGGAGUGAAAUCACCGAGCAGGAGGAUGCUGGUAAGACAGAGGGAGCAAGGAGAACGACUAAAGAAGGACAGAUGGAAGAGAGAGGCAGUGACAGUGAGAACAUUUCUGAGUUAAGCUUACAGAAAAAGAAAGCAAAAAAGAGGGAAAAAGACAAAUCCAGCAGCGAGGAAGGUUUAGCUCAAAUAGACACGAAAAUGAUGGUUGUUGGUGAAGAAAAUUCCAAACAACCAGAUAAAAAAACAAAACCAAAGAAAAAGAAAGAAAAUAACAAUAUGGGGGGUAAUUUAGAACAUAUAAGUGUGGAGGAGGAAGAAAGCGGUGAGCAAAACAUUGAAGAAAUAGAGAAUGCUAAGGAAAUGGUAACAAACGAGAAAACCAGCAGUGAGGAAUAUUCGGCUGAAAUGCAUAAAAAGAAAGAAAAGAAGAAGAAGAAAAAGGUGCUUUACAAUGAAGGGAGUUCAGAACUGGUAGAAGAUUUGAAAGCAAAUCCAGAGCAAAUCAUAACGAGUACAGAUGAAGCUGGAGGCGACAAGAAAGGCGAGCAAAACGAUCAGGGAAAGAAAGCAAAGAAAAGGAAAGACAAAAGCCUUGUGGAGGAAAAUUUAGAGCAUGAAACUGUGGCAGUAGAAGAACAUGUUGAAGACGAAUACAACUCAGAGCAAAUGAGUGGGAAAAAGAAAUCAAAGAAGAAGAAAAGAGAGUCUCUUGGCUGCAAAGAAUUCCCAGAGGAAGUAGCUCAAGAAAAAAAAGCGAAAAAGAAGAAUGAGAAGUCUGAUGAAAAUGAUUCAGUCGAAGAAGAGAAGCCAAAAGACGACGAUGAUCAUACGAACAAUAAAUCUACAUUGGAGACAGACGAGGGGAGUCUGGAAAUCACAAGUCCUCUGAAAAGAAAGAAAAAGAAAAACAAAUUAAAAUCAGACGAGGCUCCAGAGGAAGCUGAAAUUUCUACGCAAAAUGCCUCCACAACACAAUCUAACUCAGCUGACGUCCACAAAAAGAAAAAGAAAAACAAGAGGACAGAGUUGUGAGAAGAAUCGACUCCUUAACCCAGUCGAGGCUCAGAGUGAAGCUACGCAUCAUUUCUAACCAGAACUACAUGGGUUAAAAAGUCAGCAUAAAAAAACUUGUAAAUAAAAUGGACAUUUUAAUUUUGGUACCAUUUGUACUUUUUACCACGUGAAGGUGUGUUUUUACUACAUGUCAUGUUUUGUGUCCGAUCUUUCACCUGGGAGACUUCUACAUUAAAUUUCUGAUCAGAGUUAACUUCAUAUGUUAGUUCAAGGACUGCAAUU